Molecule: messenger RNA, 1713 nt
Organism: Akanthomyces muscarius
Lineage: Eukaryota; Fungi; Ascomycota; Sordariomycetes; Hypocreales; Cordycipitaceae
Exons: 6
Coding region: 1-1713 (570 amino acids)
Biological process (GO): DNA-templated transcription; regulation of DNA-templated transcription
Cellular component (GO): nucleus
Molecular function (GO): transcription cis-regulatory region binding; zinc ion binding; DNA-binding transcription factor activity, RNA polymerase II-specific
Source: RefSeq, a predicted model, not a curated record
AUGUCCUUUUCAAAGUUUAAUUUUGCAAAGCAAGCCAACGCCAUACAUCACCAGAAACACGGGAAUGCCCCGAAAAAGUACCUCCUGUUUGGCGUGCAAAGCAUCCAAAACUCGGCAGAAGCCGCCUCUGCCUUCCUAGGGGUUGCAAAUCAGUCAAAUCUGCGGCCACUACCGUCCAUCGAGGACAAACAACUUCAAAUCAGAAUCGAUUCUCUCAUCACUCGAGAAGCCUCGCGAAAAGUCUUUUACCAUUUCAUGGAUCAUUUUGUCCCCAAAUGCCCAGUGGUACUAUUUCCUACAGGAACGACUAUCGAAACUCUAGGCGAGGCAAAGCCGGUCCUUCUUCUAGCCAUCCUCAGCGUUGCCUCAGCUGGGUUCUGCCCUAUUGCUCAGCAAAACGCUUUGAUUCUGGAAACAAAACGUGUCCUCGCCGACCGUGCUUUUGUUCGUGGAGAGAAGUCCUUGGAGCUUGUCCAGGCGCUCCAGAUUUCGACCCUAUGGUUCAGGGCUCCAGAAAGCUUCCAGCAGGUCAACUUCAACCAGCUAGCCCGUGUCAUGAUCACGAUGGCUGUUGACUUAGAGCUAGAGAAUGCCGACUUCUCCCCUGCUGCGACCACUGAAACAGCUUGGGAGCGCGCCGAGCGACAACGGGCGUGGCUCACAUGCUUCAUUAUUUCAGAGAGCAUUUCUCUCAUUUUAAGACAACCAAAAAUGCUUAGCUGGUCCUCAAAUAUGGAAGAGUUAAUGACGAGCCUGCAAAGAGCUCAAGUAUCGCCCUCGGACGAAUUCUUCUGCGAGCUUGUCAGAUUAGAAUUGGCCUAUUACACAAUAGACCAACGCCUAAUCCUCAGUAGCCGGCAGCGACCAACUUCUGCGCAUAAUACUAGUCCUCGUGAUGCAGCUGAGCGUACACCGCCGCGAACGAUUGACAGGGAAAGCUGCACUUUCAAUGAGCUGCAAAGAGCUCUUAUUGACUUCGGCCAAUCUGUGGCUUUGCUAUACGCACGCGAGCCUGCAAUGCACGUCAAUCACAACAUCAGUGAAUUUGCUGCUCCCUUCGCCUUGAAAUCCCUCAAAGCUUGCACUUUUAUACACGCGCAAACGAGUUCUGCCGAUCUUGUCCUAUUGCAAGAAACAAUGACUGCGUCGCACGCCCUACUAAACUGUUUUCUUGGAUUAUCUUUGGUCGAUAUGCUUGCUCUUCCACCACACAUCUACGGUGGGCGCAUCAUAUACUCACUCAUCGUGUUAUGUAAGCUUUACAAAACAAUAAAAAAAUCGACAGUCGACACGUCUGCGGUCCUGCCAUUUGAAGACAUUCGCUUGGAGGAGCACUUGGAGCGUCUUGGUGCUGUUGCAAAGGACCUGAUGAUACGAGAUGAGCGAAAUUGCCUCAGCAGGUCGUUUCUCAUCGUCGAGGAGCUGAAAAAGUGGCGAUUUGAGGAAAGCAAGUCUACGCAGUCGCGUCCAAGCAUGCGAAGCAACUCUGGCUUUAGCAACAGCGAUUAUGACCAGCAAGCGCCUCUCAUUGGGCAGCCAUACAGUGAUCCGGGUUCGGUGACCAAAGAUCAAAAUGCUGCAAUCGCAGAGCAGUCUGCCAUUCAACUUUUGUGCUCUGAGGGGAGCGACCCCUUGUUUUGGGACACCGAACUCAAUUGCGACUGGUUUUUCGACGAUGCGGUCAAUACAGUCGAUUUCGACAUGCCGCAUUGA